Peromyscus californicus insignis is the source of this 3666-nucleotide messenger RNA. RefSeq names its product tRNA methyltransferase O (gene Trmo). Lineage: Eukaryota; Metazoa; Chordata; Mammalia; Rodentia; Cricetidae. The coding region runs from base 369 to 1679 and encodes 436 amino acids. The transcript has 5 exons. The record is from RefSeq and is a predicted model, not a curated record.
UUCUUUUGCUAUGUGAUCACAGAUAUUCACAUCAUUUCCCUUUGAAACUGGGUCAUUCUUUGGUCACGGAGGCCGUUUAUAAUUCAAGGGUAUCUUUGCGUGGACAUCUUUACCCACGUGUCCCAUCUUCGGAGGGCACACUGCAGGCUUUCCCAAGAGCGCCAGAGCCGCAUAACGGGUGGAAGGGGGGCCGCACGCACAGCUUCUCCGCGCCCAACUCAGCCCUCCACGCGGCAACCGGGCCGCCAUUGCCGGCGUUCUCCGAGACCCGGCACCGAGCGACUACUGCGCAGGCGCCCAAGCCUGCAGGGCGGAAGCGGAAACAGAAAGCUGCGCACGGCGUGUGGACGACUCAGCGGCCCGCAGCCAUGCGCGGCUUGGCGGAGCGGGGUUCCAGCUGCACAGCAGCCCCGUGCGGGUGCGCUCAGCCGGCCCUGGAGACAGGAAAUCUUUUCACUGAGCCAAUAGGCUACUUAGAAUCAUGUUUCAUGGCCAAGAAUGGUACUCCAAGGCAGCCAUCCAUCUGUAGCCACUCCAGAGCCUGUUUGAAAAUCAGAAAGAGCAUCUUUAAUAAUCCUGAACAUUCCUUGAUGGGCCUAGAACAGUUUUCUCAUGUUUGGAUUUUGUUUGUUUUUCACAAAAAUGGCCAUUUGAACUACAAGGCAAAAGUGCAGCCACCUAGGCUAAAUGGGGCAAAGACUGGAGUGUUCUCCACAAGGAGCCCACAUCGCCCCAAUGCGAUAGGACUGACGCUGGCCAAGCUGGAGAAGGUGGAAGGUGGCGCUGUAUACCUGUCUGGAAUUGACAUGAUCCAUGGCACGCCUGUGCUAGACAUAAAGCCCUACAUUGCUGACUAUGACUCACCACAGAACUUGGAGCCUUUGGAGGACUUGAAUAUGCAGAAUAACCACCAUAAGCCGAAGGCUGCGUCCCAGGCUGAUGGCACAGCUGGCAGUUGUGACCAGCGCCUGCUCUCAGGGUGUGGGAAAGCACAGCACUGCCAGAGCGCUGAGGAGAAACUGAAAUGCCUUGAAGACAGAACCCCAGAAGAAAACUCCCAGAAGUCUAGAGACAGCACAGAAACCCAGCACAUUUUCCCUGAGGACGGAGAGAGAACAGUGGAUUUGGUGCUGGAAUCAAGCAGAGGUGACAGUGUGGGUAUGGCUGAAGAGCAGCUUGGCCCACAGGAUCUGAAGAGCUUUCUGAACGAAGGCACAGAUAGGUCUAGGAACGUGGAGCAUGCCUUGGUCCUGCAGGGGAGCAGUGCAGAGACAGGGUGGGCUUCCUGCCGUGCGGGGACAGCUGACAGAGCGCCCUGCAGUGUCGUCCCCACCUGGGUGAAGGAGGCUCCUGCAGCCUCUUUACGAGUCCGGUUUACUCCUCAUGCAGACAUGGACCUGAGGAAGCUCAGUUCAGGAGAUGCUGGUCGGAUGUCCUUUAAAUACUUUCAGUCCACAGAGGAAGCCAAGUGUGCCAUUGAGGCUGUGCUUUCGGCAGACCCCCGGUCUGUGUACCGACGGAAGCUCUGUCAGGACCGACUUUUCUUCUUCACUGUCGACACGGCACACGUCACAUGCUGGUUUGGCGAUGGCUUUGCUGAGGUUCUGCGGAUUAAACUGGCUUCUGAGCCUGUUGAGAUGACUGACCCUAAGGAGUCCUUGGUGGCUCUGGGGUCUUGAGCCUCAUGGUGUUUUUAGACAGCCCAGUUGACCUCUGGAUGUUCCUGCUUUUGUUGUUUUACCGCUUUGGUUGGUGCCUUUUAAAAUAUUGAUUUGAGUUGGGUGGUGGUGACGCACGCCUUUAAUCCCAGCACUUGGGAGGCAGAGCCAGGCGGAUCUCUGUGAGUUUGAGGCCAGCCUGGGCUACAGAUCGAGUUCCAGGACAGCCAAGGCUGUUACAUAGAGAAACCCUGUCUCAAGAAACCAAAAAAUAAAAUAUUUAUUUGAAGUAACUGGUUUGAUUUUGGUUUUGGUUUUGAUUUUUCAAGACGGUUUUCUAUGUAGCCCUGGCUAUCCUGGAACUCUUUGUAGACCAGGCUGACCUCAAACUCACAAAGCUCCACCCACCUCUGCCUCCAGUGUGUGCCAUCGUGCCUGGUGAAGGAAAUAUGUGUUAAUAAACUUCUUUCACUGAGAGCUCUACAGCAUGGAGUGCUCACCCUGUGCUUUGCUCCAGUGCUGAAGCCCCCAGAGUGCUGCUGUGGAUGAGUGCCUGAAAACACUUGUUACUCUUGGUGCUUGAUUCGGAGAACAUCCUGUUUUAUCUCAUUGGGUUUUCAAGACAGGGUUUCUCUGUGCAGCCCUGGCUGUCGCUGUCCUGAACUCUCUCUGUAGACCAGGCUGGCCUCAAACUCAGAGAUCUGCCUUUGCCUCUGCCUCCUGUGUGCUGAGAUUGAAAGUGUGCGCCACCGCACCCGGUGACAGCGAACACCCUAACGGGCUUCCACUGUACAGCUGAUCCAUUCUUCAGUUCAUAUUGGCUUUUCUCCCUCAAGAGCCUGACCUCUCUAUUGUAAGUCACACUGAGUUGUAAUGUCUUAGGUGACUAACAAAUAAAAUGAAGUGACUAUAGAAAUCUUUAUGAAUUAAAUUCCUGCUUUUGAGGGACUUCGUUACACACAUGCAAAUAAAAACUCUGAGCUUCUUUGAAUAUCCCGAGUCAGAAAGGAAAACCACCCCCAACCUCAAGAGAGUUAUUACUAGUUUGUCUCUGACUGACUGUUAAGAGGCUGCCAUGACUCAGCUUCUAGUGAUUAGCAUGAGCUGAACAAAAUGUGGGGCAGAGUUCAGGGUGCUCGCUCAUGUAGCCUAGGCUGGCCUGGAACUCUGAUCCUCUUGCCUCGGUCUCCUGGGUCUGGGAUGAUAGGCCUAUACCACCACCCCUGGCUCAAGAUACGUUUUGUGCCUCAAGUCAUGGUUUGUGGAGGAAGUGGACAUAAAUGAGUUAGUGUAUUACAGUUUGAUAAACUAAUUAACACUGUAUACUUCUGUGCCAUGUAGGAAGCGAUUAGAGGAAUGUGUGGCCUGUAGGUGAUUUUAAUGAGAUGCUCUGAGAUAACUGAGGAUUUAUGAUCGGUGUAGCCAAAUUAGACACCUGUCAACUUGACACUCUUUCCUAAUCACAGCUACAGAUCUCAGAGCUGAUUGAUCAUGGUUUGGAAAGAACCCCACGGCCUGUGGAGACUUGUCCAAUUGUGGCUGAUGACAUUCCACUCCUGGGAAGUCUGCUCUGUAGCUCUGUUGCCUUAUCAUUACUUAACAAUGUUUUGGGACAAGAUCUUCAAUUCGAUUUUUCUAAAGCCUUUUUUUAAAAAAUACAGACUGUAAGAAGCUGUAAAAAUAACUCAGAGGUUCCUUCUAGCUUUUACCUGGCUUCUUCUAGUGGAAACAUCUAAAAGUAUGUUGAAGUAUUAUAGCUAAAAAGUUGGCAUUGGUAGGGCCCUUUAGUCUGAUUCUGAUGCCUUUGUGUGUGUGUAUGUGUUCAUGUGGGUGUAUAUUGUGUAUAUAUGUGCACAUGUGUGUGGAGGCCAGAGAUGGAAUCCACAUAAGAAAAGUAUUACUAUGAAAAAAUCCAGAGAAACCCUGUCUCGAAACUGCCACCCCCAAACAACAACAAAAAUGCAAAAAAAAAGAACAAAAUAAAAAACCAGAUCUAAUGUCUCUACAA